Molecule: messenger RNA, 1175 nt
Organism: Gopherus evgoodei (Goodes thornscrub tortoise)
Lineage: Eukaryota; Metazoa; Chordata; Testudines; Testudinidae
Product: oligodendrocyte transcription factor 2-like
Exons: 1
Coding region: 56-688 (210 amino acids)
Molecular function (GO): protein dimerization activity
Source: RefSeq, a predicted model, not a curated record
GUCCCACCCCGGGGCUGCCGGGGGGAAGCAGGCGGCAGGCACCUCUGGCUGCCCCAUGGAUUCCGAUGUGGCCUCCACAUCCAGCAGAGCCUCGUCCCCGGAGCCGGAGGCAGCGGGCAGCCCCCAGCUCCUGUUUGAAGCCUUCUGCCGCGAGCCAGCGGCUCCCCAGCAGGGGCCCGGCGGGGCCGGGGGGAAGCUGCGGGGCGGCAGGAAGGCGCAGUCGGACCAACAGCAGCAGGAGCAGCGGCUGAAGGUGAACAGCCGCGAGCGCAGGCGGAUGCACGACCUGAACCAGGCGCUGGACGGCCUGCGGGCCGUGAUGCCCUACGCGCAGGGCCCCGCGGUGCGCAAGCUCUCCAAGCUCGCCACGCUGCUGCUGGCCCGCAGCUACAUCCUCGCGCUGAGCAGCUCCCUGCAGGACAUGCGGCGGCUGCUGAGCGAGCUCCACCCGCUGGCUCGGGUCCGCCCCGUGCCCGCCUCUCCCUCCGCCUGCUCCCUGGCAGCCGCGCCUGGGUACCUGGGCUUCCGAGCGGCUCCGCCAGAGCCUCCCCGCACGGCAGCGGGGCCGCUGGGCCCCUUUUACAGGCACUCCUCCGGCUCGCCCUGCCUCUGCUCCUUCUGCCAGGCCGGGCCCCAGGAGCUGCCAGGAACGGCAGCCGCCCCGGCCUGCCCAAGGGCGAGCAAGUGAAGCCGGAGACUUGCCCUGGCCACACACGAGACCCAGCGCAAUGGCUGUCACAGGGUCAGCGCUGCAGGACUGCUACUGCUCUGACAAGGAGAGGGGGCUAGCUCUGUCCUGCGGUUACAAACCGCGCCAGUCUCCGACUGACCAUGUAACUGACACUUAUCCCCACAAGACUCCAGGACAGGGGUUCUCAAAACUGGGGCUCCGGACACUUAUCCCCACAAGACUCCAGGACAGGGGUUCUCAGACUGGGGCUCCGGACACUUAUCCCCACAAGACUCCAGGACAGGGGUUCUCAAACUGGGGCUCCGGACACUUAUCCCCACAAGACUCCAGGACAGGGGUUCUCAGACUGGGGCUCCGGACACUUAUCCCCACAAGACUCCAGGACAGGGGUUCUCAAACUGGGGCUCCGGACACUUAUCCCCACAAGACUCCAGGACAGGGGUUCUCAGACUGGGGCUCCGGACCCUUCAGGGGGUCAUGAGGU